GUGGGGGCGCGGCCACAGAGGGGGCGGGGCCUGUUGCCAUGGCGCCGGGCUCCGACCCGCCGCAUGGACGCGGCCGCCGCCGCCCCGGUGCUGAACGGGACCGGCCCGACGGAGUCCCCGGUACCGGCGGCCGCCAUCCAGCGCUGGCUGCGGGCGGAGGGCGCCGACCCCGCCGCCCCGGCCGAGGAGCAGCUGGGCCUGGCCUGGCGGCUGCUGUGGCGAGCGGAGACCCGGCUGGGCGAGCUGGAGCGGCGGCGGGCCCAGGACAUGAGAGACGUGGAAAGCUACGUGGGCCAUGUCCGUACCCUGACGGAAGAGCGAGAUGCUGUUGCCUCUGAGUAUGAGAAGGAGAAUGAGCAGCUCAGGUUGGAGCUGGCACAGCUCCAGCUGCAGCAGGAAACUCAGCUGAAGGAAGUGGAGGAGAUGCUGGAGCAGGAAGGUUUAUCCCAGAUCUCCUGCAGUGCUGCCAGUGAACAGGUUGCAUAUUUCCUGGUGGAGCGGGCGGCUCUGCUGAGAAAACUGGAAGUGGCAGCCCGGCAGCUGGAAUCCCACAGCGGGAUUGAUGGGCUCCAGUUCUGCAGGGAAGAGCUGGAGGGAGAAGGAGCUUUGCCUGCAGGAGUUGUGGGAGAUGUGGAUGAGGCCCCACAGAGGCUGGUGGUGUCCCAGGAAGAUAUCCAGAGGGUGGCAGAAGGGCUGGAUAGCAGAGAGAAGAGUGGAGCAGCUAGGACAGAGCUCCAGAGGGCCAUGGAGCACAACAGCCGGCUGGACAAGGAGAUCCUGGCACUGCGGGCACGGGUCCAGACGCUCGACCUGGAGAGGAAAGCGUUCCUGGAGCUGGUGGAGCAGCUCAAGGAGGAGAUCUGUGAGUACCAGCGGAGCGAGAGGCCAGAGCCUCCAUCAGCAGAGGGAGCUGGAAUGGCCUCACUGCAGGCACAGGGCACCCAGGAAGAAGCAGGAGCUGAUGGAGACUCUGGUGCCAGCAGAGCUGCCCCAUAUCAGGAACGUGGAGAUCAAGGUGUUGAAACUCUCCACAAAAGGUGCCUGGAAGCCAUGGAGAGCAUUGAGGGCAGGAAUUCCCAGCUCCUUCACAAGCUGCAGAAACUGGAGCAGGAACACAAGGGUUUGGUUGAGCGCAAUGAGGAGCUGGAAUCGAUUCUGGGAGAGACACAGAUCCAAACCAAGCAAGAGAAGCAGCAGCUGGAGAGCCAGGUGGAGGGACUGCACCAGAAAAUCACCAGUUUGGAAACAGAGUUGUUUGAGGUGCAGAAGAACAAAAGUGAGAUGAAUGGGAACGAGCAGAUGACAUCUGGAGCUCAGGAGAUGCAGGAGAUGUUGGAAAGCUGUCAGGAAACGAUAGACAAGUUGGGAAGUCAGCUGGGAGAGAGGAGAGAACGGAGAAAGCAGCUGGCAUCUGAGCUGGAGUUGCUAAGGGAAGAUCUGAAGGCUGAGAAGGUGGCUCUGGGCAGCCAGGGUUUGCCUGAUUCCCACUCAGAGCUCACAAGCCACAUAAACACCUUCCCAAGUCUCCAGAGAACAUCAGCCAGCAAGGAUCCUGUGGCUGUACCCCAUGAGAAGCUACACAAAGACAGUGCUUUGCUAGCUCCAGAGGCCUCUGAAGUCCAGCAAGACAGAGAACAAAGUCCCAAAGUGGAGCAGAAACAGGAAGAUCCCCGUGCAGAUGCAAAGACCUAUGAGGAACAGAUGGCUAAAGUAGUGUUUUUGGAAGAACAGAUCAAAAACCUGAGGGAAGAACAAGAACUGCUCUGCUCUGAAUUACUAGAGAGCAACAAGAAGAAGGAGGAGCUGGAAAAGCAGCUCAAAGAGAGCAGUGAAGAGAAAAGGAUGUUGCUUGAAGAAAUUGCCCAGCUCAGAUGUGACAUCCGGAGUGCCUGGGAGCAGGGCCCCAGUGGAGACAGCAGGAGGAUGACCCCAGCCUUGGAGCAGAGGGAGAACAGGUUUCUCCCAUGGCAGAGCUCAGCAGGCAGUUUAGAAGGGAGCCUUAAACAGGGUCUGUCUGAGGAGAGGUUCCAGCAGCAGGAGGAGAAGCUGCAGCAGCUGCGCCAGGACCUGCGGCGGGUGCAGAACCUGUGCAGCUCCGCUGAGAGGGAGCUCAGGUACGAGAGGGAGAAGAACGCCGACCUCCAGAGGCAAAACCUGCUGCUCCAGCAGGAAUGCACCAAGGUCAAAACUGAGCUGAAGCAGGCCCGGGCCAAACUCUUGGACACCACGGAAACAUGUUCCUCCCUCUCAGCACAGUGGGACAGGAGCCAGCAGAAGGUCAAGGAGCUGGAGCUGGAGCUGUCCAAGUGCUCCCAGGCUGAUAAGCUCCGGAGCAGCCUCCAGGAGAGGCUGGCCCAGGAGAAAUCCAGAGCAGGAGAAGCACAAAAGAAGGUUUCAAAACUCCAGCAAAAGCUGAAGGAUUCCCAGCACCAGCUGCUGCUGGCAGAGGCUCGUGUUUCUGAUAAGAAGCUUCUGGAGGAGGAGCUGAAGGAAGCUCGGGAAAAUGAAGCUCGAGUGCAGCAGGAACUUCACGAGGAGCAGCUGAAAAGGAGGCUCCUGGAGCAGCAGGUGGAGGAGCUGAGGCAGCAGCUCCGGCAUUCCCGGGAUUCAGAGGCGUCACUGGCCAAGAUGCACGUGGAGCUCCAGGCCAAGACCCUGCAUGUCCUGGAGGAUGAGAAGAAGCUGGAUGCUGGUGAGCAUGUGCAGUGCCAGAAGGAGAAUCAGAAGCUCUCAGAGCAGCUGGCACUGCUGAAGGAGGAGAACAAAGCCCUGUAUGAGGAAGGUGUCCGACUCUUGAACCAGAAGGAUCUCUAUGUCAGGAAAUACAACGAGAUGCAGCUCAGGCACAAGGACAGGAUUCGCAGGGCCAAGGAGACCUUCAUCCAUGAGGUGAAGCAGAGGGACAGCAGGAUCAAACAGCUGGAAAAUGAGCUCAGCGAGUCAAAACUCCAAGUGGAAAAGGGGAAGAUGCUGAUUGCCCAGAUCACUGCUGAGAAUGAGAAAUUACUUCAGGAGAGGCGACGGCUCCUCCAAAAAAUAUCAGACCAGGAGGAGUCCACUUGGAGCCUCCGGUCUGGGAUUCCCUCCCUGCAGAGCAGAGGGAAGAUCCUGGAGGAGGAGAAUGCCCGGCUGCAGGACAAGCUCCAGCUCUCCAGCCAUGUGGCCUCCUCCCAGCGCCUUGCCAGGAGCAGCCCCACUCCCAACACAGAGGACUCGAAGAUUAUUCCUGGCUCUGAACGCCUACCACAGAGUAAGGUGUUGCCACCUCCUCGUGCCAGCUUCCCACCCCGAGAUCUCGCAGAGCCCCUCGGCGCCCUGAAGGCCCCGCAGAACACGAAGCCUGAGGGAGAGGCUGAGAGCCAGGAUUCCUCCUUCUGCCUGUCCCCCUGGCAGCCUUCAGAGAUUGGGUACCUGAACGUGGCCUCCCCCGGGGAGAGCACAGCCCCUGCAGCCUCACCCCUGCAGGAGGAGAGCCGCAGCCUGGGCUCGGACAGCUUCUGACCUGCAAUUUUUGCUGCAGCCUUCCCUGAGCUGCAGCCUGGGCUCCAACAACUUCUGAACUCUGCUGCUGCAGCCUGGGCUCUGACAAUUUCUGACCUGCAAUUUUGCUGCAGCCUUCCCUGAGCCACGGGGCUUGGGCUCCUGGGGCCAGGGAUGACAGAGAAAGAGAAGACAGGCUGACAGAGAAAGAGAAUUGCCAAAUGGACUAACCCCCUUAUUUCCAACUAAAUGAUUCUUCACCUUUUAUUUUUUUUAUUUUUUUUUUACCUGUUCACCUGUAAAUGUAUGUGUGAUCCCAGGAGGCUGGAAUUUGUAGAUAAACCUAUUACAGGGUUUCUUCAAGGAGGGUGUCUUCCCUCAACCCUGUCCAGUCCAAAUCUAUAAUUUUGAUAAAUAAAAUUUAGAGAUGUUCCCUUUUACCCUGUGCCCACAGUCCAUGCCCACACGCUGUCAUUGCCCUUUUUCCACACUCUCAGCAUUCCCUUUGCUUUGUGCAGAGGUGAACGGGGUAUCUGAGCACUGGGGAGAGGGUGGGGAUGUGGAGGGAAGGAAGAUGGGAGGAAAGAGAAGCUCUGGGGGCAGGAUGUGAAGGGCAGAGGGGUCAGAAAUGAGCUUGAGGGAGAUGGAAGAGCAGAGGGAAAUGGAAUAGGGGCAGAAGAGAGGAGGGAUAUGAGCAUCCAGGGAAGGAGAGGAGAUACAUUUGGAAUUGAUGGUCCCAUGCUUGGGUGGGAGUGAGAGAGAUCAGGCCAUGCAAAACAGGGAGUGGAGGGAGUCUGAGGAUGCCAGGAGGGAAGCAGCAGGAUCAGAGCUGCAGAUCAGGCGGGAACAGAGCAUGGCUGUGCCUCUCCAUGGGCCUCUCUGUGCCUCCUGGCCUCUCCCUGUGUGUUUUAGGCAGCUCUGGACCCCUCAGUGUGCCCCCUCUGCACCCUGGCUGUCCCUUAGGGAGUAUCCCAAGCCCUGGUGUCCAUUCUGGGGGGCAUCCCCACCCCUUGGUUUGUUUUGUGCCAUGCCCAAGCACCCCUGGUCCCUGGCAGUGCCUGUCUGGGCUCCCCACAGCCCUCACGGAGCCUUUUGGGGUGCACAGAACCUCUCCAUGGGAUUUUCUGUGUCACAGAGCCCUGGGCUGUGCACACCCCAGUGUGUGUGAGCAGUGCCUGGGGGUUCAGUGCAUCCUCAUCCCUCUGGCUGUGCCCUGGCAAUGUAAAACUCCUGACCCCAGGAAAGGUACCUGGGUGUUCCAACUGAGCCUGAAUUAACCUACUGAACUUUGGAUUUUUGGAGCUUCUACCCCUGAUGGAACCAGACUGUGACCACCACUUUGACUGUGGACACUGAGAUUGCAAUAACCAAGUCUUGACCUUUCCUCUCCACUCUCUACUCUGAUCCUUUCUUUUUUUUCUUUCUUUUCCUCAUGUAUUUUCUAAAGUGUUAUUUUUAUACUUUUAUAUUGGUGUAUUUCUAAAGGAAAUAACAAUGGCUACGUAGGUGACUUGCAUUGCAACCAAAGUGUUAAAAUAAAUGUGACAUAUAUAUAUAAA
Molecule: messenger RNA, 5039 nt
Organism: Taeniopygia guttata (zebra finch)
Lineage: Eukaryota; Metazoa; Chordata; Aves; Passeriformes; Estrildidae
Gene: CCDC30
Product: coiled-coil domain containing 30
Source: RefSeq, a predicted model, not a curated record